Messenger RNA from Strigops habroptila (Kakapo), 12667 nucleotides. It is a transcript of the gene USP9X, whose product is annotated as ubiquitin specific peptidase 9 X-linked. The record is from RefSeq and is a predicted model, not a curated record. Gene Ontology annotation, molecular function: cysteine-type endopeptidase activity; cysteine-type deubiquitinase activity. The coding region runs from base 1175 to 8833 and encodes 2552 amino acids. The transcript is spliced from 45 exons. NCBI's taxonomy places the organism in Eukaryota, Metazoa, Chordata, Aves, Psittaciformes, Psittacidae. Gene Ontology annotation, biological process: cell migration; protein deubiquitination. Gene Ontology annotation, cellular component: cytosol; nucleus.
CCGUUCCCUCUCCGCCCCCCGCCGCUUUCCUCUCGCGCACGCACGCUCCCUCCCUCCCUCCCUCCGUCGCCGCACACGUAGGGGUGGGGGGGCCGAGGGGCAGGCGGGCCGCGGCCUGGGCCUCGCCGCUGCGGCGUGAGUGACAGCCCCGGAGGGGGUGGGGGAGAGCGACGGGGGCGGGGAGCGCGUCACGCCGUUUGGGUGGCGGGGCCGCUGCCGCCGCUGCGUUAGGUCGGGGCCUUGCAGCGCGAGCCGGACGCGGAAGGCUCUGCCGGGGCCGCCAUCUUUCCCGGGGCCCCGCUAGACGGAGGUGCGCUGCCGCCGCCGGGAACGCGAGGAAGCCGCCGCCGCCGCGUCUCGCCUCGCUCCCUCCUUCCUUCUCCCCACCUCCACCUUCCCCUCCCCCUCCCGCACGCACGGAGCCGUCAGCGCACAGCGCUCCAGCCGCCCGGGCCGGCCCCUCCGCUGCCACCUUCCUUCCUGCCUGCCUGCCUGCCCCCGCGCGCCGCGGACGUUGCCGCCCAGCCGAGCUCCGGGCCCCGGCGAGAGGAGCGCGGUGCGUGUGCGCCCCCUCCCCCACGUGCGCCCCGGUCCGUGGACGGGGCGGAGCGGAGCGCGCAGGCCCCGGCCAAGCCCCAGCCGGAGCCGAAGCCCAGGGCCGCCGGGCAGGAGCUGGUGACGCAGGAAAAACGCCCCGGCGGUGCCGCCGGCGCCGGAGAGAGCGAAGCGGCCGGGUCCGGGAUCUGAAGCGCGGGCAGCGUUGGAAGCUUCGCCCUCCCGCUUCCCGUCGCAGUACACGGCGUCUGCCUGGGGUGUGUGUGUGGGGGGAACCGGGGAAGCGGAGCCGCCCCCUCCGUCAGCCAGCUGCACGCCCGGGAUCGCGGGGCCUGGCAUGAGACUCUGCCCUGCUGGCCGCCUGGGAUGAGGCAGUCCCCGGCCGCGCUCCUUCGGCAGCACCAAGGAGGGCACCGGGCCGUCGCAGCAGCAGCCGCGGGACGAGGGGAAGCCGUGUGGGGGUUAUGCAAUGGUCUCUGCAAGAUGGCAUGUUCUUGAGUUGGAGCUUUUUAAGGCAAGCAUAUGCUGGUACUUCAACUUUACUAAGUGGACUAUAAUUUCUUCUCUCACAACAACUACAUAAGCAGACAAAAUUGCAAAGAUCUGCCCUGUGUCGAGUAUGACAGCCACGACUCGUGGCUCUCCAGUAGGAGGGAAUGAUAGCCAGGGCCAGGCUCCUGAUGGACAGUCCCAGCCUCCCCUCCAGCAGAAUCAGACUUCUUCACCUGAUUCUUCCAAUGAGAACUCCCCAGCUACCCCGCCUGAUGAGCAGGGCCAAGCAGAUGCUCCACCCCAGCUUGAAGAUGAGGAGCCUGCAUUUCCACACACAGACCUGGCAAAGUUGGAUGACAUGAUCAACAGGCCUCGAUGGGUGGUUCCUGUAUUGCCGAAAGGGGAAUUAGAAGUUCUUCUAGAAGCUGCUAUUGAACUAAGUAAAAAAGGCCUUGAUGUCAAAAGUGAAGCAUGCCAGCGAUUUUUUCGAGAUGGGUUGACAAUAUCUUUCACAAAAAUCCUUACAGAUGAGGCAGUGAGUGGCUGGAAGUUUGAGAUCCAUAGAUGUAUUAUUAACAACACUCAUCGACUAGUGGAACUAUGUGUGGCCAAGCUGUCCCAGGAUUGGUUUCCCCUUCUUGAGCUUCUUGCCAUGGCCUUAAAUCCUCACUGCAAAUUCCAUCUAUACAAUGGUACUCGUCCCUCAGAAACAGUUCCUGCAGGAGUCCAGCUCGCUGAAGAUGAACUUUAUGCCCGUCCUCCUGACCCACGAUCACCAAAGGGUUGGCUAGUAGAUCUUAUCAACAAGUUCGGCACAUUAAAUGGAUUUCAGAUCUUGCAUGAUCGCUUCAUGAGUGGAUCAGCAUUGAAUGUUCAGAUAAUUGCAGCUCUCAUCAAGCCAUUUGGACAAUGUUACGAAUUUCUAACAUUACAUACAGUGAAGAAAUACUUCCUUCCAAUUAUAGAAAUGGUUCCACAAUUUUUAGAAAAUUUAACAGAUGAUGAACUGAAAAAAGAAGCAAAGAAUGAAGCCAAAAAUGAUGCUCUGUCAAUGAUAAUCAAAUCUCUAAAGAACUUAGCUUCAAGAGUACCUGGACAAGAAGAAACUGUAAAAAACUUAGAAAUAUUUAGGUUAAAAAUGAUACUUAGGUUGUUACAAAUUUCUUCUUUCAAUGGUAAAAUGAAUGCACUAAAUGAAGUUAACAAGGUAAUAUCCAGUGUGUCAUAUUAUACUCAUCGGCAUGGUAAUCCUGAAGAGGAAGAAUGGCUUACAGCUGAAAGAAUGGCAGAAUGGAUCCAGCAGAAUAAUAUUUUAUCAAUUGUGUUGAGAGAUAGUCUUCAUCAACCUCAAUAUGUAGAGAAGUUAGAGAAAAUUCUCCGUUUUGUCAUCAAAGAGAAAGCCCUCACUUUGCAGGAUCUUGACAACAUUUGGGCUGCACAGGCAGGAAAACAUGAAGCCAUUGUAAAAAAUGUACAUGAUCUCCUUGCAAAAUUAGCUUGGGAUUUCUCCCCUGAACAGCUUGAUCACCUGUUUGAUUGUUUUAAGGCAAGUUGGACAAAUGCAAGCAAGAAACAGCGUGAGAAACUACUUGAGUUAAUUCGUCGUCUUGCAGAGGACGACAAGGAUGGUGUGAUGGCACACAAAGUGCUGAACCUUUUGUGGAAUUUGGCUCAUAGUGAUGAUGUACCAGUUGAUAUCAUGGACCAGGCUCUUAGUGCCCAUAUUAAAAUCUUAGAUUACAGCUGUUCACAGGAUCGAGAUACACAAAAGAUCCAGUGGAUAGAUCGUUUUAUAGAAGAGCUUCGCACAAAUGACAAAUGGGUCAUUCCUGCACUGAAACAAAUUAGAGAAAUCUGUAGUUUAUUUGGUGAAGCGCCACAAAACUUGAGUCAAACUCAGCGAAGUCCCCACGUGUUUUACCGACAUGACUUAAUCAAUCAACUUCAGCACAAUCAUGCCCUAGUUACAUUGGUUGCAGAAAAUCUCUCUGCCUAUAUGGAAAGCAUGAGGCAGUAUGCUAAAGAGCAUGGUGAAUAUGAUCCUCAAACUGUAAGACCAGGAAGCAGAUACAGUCAUGUACAGGAAGUACAGGAGCGACUUAACUUCUUACGAUUUUUAUUGAAGGAUGGUCAGCUGUGGCUCUGUGCCCCGCAGGCGAAGCAAAUAUGGAAGUGUUUAGCUGAAAAUGCAGUUUAUCUUUGUGAUCGCGAAGCCUGUUUUAAAUGGUAUUCCAAACUAAUGGGGGAUGAACCAGACUUAGACCCUGACAUUAAUAAGGACUUCUUUGAAAAUAAUGUGCUUCAGCUGGAUCCUUCCCUAUUAACAGAAAAUGGAAUGAAAUGUUUUGAACGUUUCUUCAAAGCUGUGAACUGUCGAGAAGGAAAGCUAGUAGCAAAAAGGCGAGCCUAUAUGAUGGAUGAUUUGGAAUUAAUAGGAUUAGACUACCUUUGGAGGGUUGUGAUUCAGGGAAAUGAUGACAUCGCAAACAGAGCUAUCGAUCUUCUUAAAGAGAUCUAUACUAAUCUCGGCCCAAGGUUACAAGUUAAUCAGGUGGUGAUUCAUGAAGACUUCAUUCAGUCCUGUUUUGAUCGUCUGAAAGCCUCCUAUGAUACAUUAUGUGUGUUGGAUGGAGAUAAAGACAGUAUCAAUUGUGCAAGACAAGAAGCAAUACGAAUGGUGAGAGUGUUGACUGUGUUAAGAGAGUAUAUAAAUGAAUGUGACAGUGAUUACCAUGAAGAGAGAACUAUUCUACCUAUGUCAAGAGCUUUCCGUGGUAAACAUAUCACACUAGUAGUUCGUUUUCCAAACCAAGGACGACAAGUGGAAGAUUUGGAUAUUUGGUCUCACACAAACGACACAAUUGGCCAAGUACGGCGUUGUAUUCUCAACCGUAUUAAAGCCAAUAGCGCGCACACAAAAGUAGAACUGUUCAUUGGUGGUGAGCUGGUGGAUCCUGCAGAUGAUAGAAAAUUAAUUGGGCAGUUGAAUCUCAAAGAUAAAACGCUUAUUACAGCGAAGCUUACACAGAUAAAUUCUAAUAUGCCCUCAAGUCCAGAUAGUUCUUCUGACUCUUCAACUGGUUCUCCGGGCAACCAUGGCAAUCACUACAGUGAUGGUCCAAAUCCAGAAGUUGAAAGCUGUUUGCCUGGAGUGAUCAUGUCCCUGCAUCCUCGAUACAUCUCUUUUCUUUGGCAAGUUGCAGACUUGGGCAGUAGUCUAAAUAUGCCACCUCUUAGAGAUGGAGCACGUGUACUUAUGAAGCUCAUGCCACCAGAUAACACUACGGUUGAGAAACUAAGAGCUAUUUGUUUAGAUCAUGCAAAGCUUGGGGAAAGCAGCCUUAGUCCAUCCCUUGAUUCUCUAUUCUUUGGUCCUUCUGCCUCACAAGUGCUGUAUCUAACAGAGGUAGUUUAUGCCUUGUUGAUGCCUGCCAGUGCACCUCUGGGAGAAGAUGCCAGCGACUUUCAAUACAACUUCUUAAAAAGUGGUGGCUUGCCUCUUGUAUUGAGCAUGCUCACUAGAAAUAACUUCCUGCCAAAUGCAGAUAUGGAAACUCGAAGGGGUGCCUACCUUAAUGCUCUAAAAAUAGCCAAAUUAUUGCUAACAGCAGUUGGAUAUGGCCAUGUUCGAGCUGUGGCAGAAGCUUGUCAGCCAGUUGUGGAAGGCACAAGUACAAUUUCCCCGAUAAAUCAGGCUACGCAUGACCAGGCGGUGGUGCUACAAAAUGCCUUACAAAACAUUCCUAAUCCAACUUCAGAAUGCAUGCUAAGAAAUGUAGCAAUACGUCUUGCACAGCAAAUAUCUGAUGAGGCUUCAAAAUAUAUCCCUGAUAUCUGUGUUAUUAGGGCAGUACAAAAAAUUGUUUGGGCAUCAGGUUGUGGGUCCGUUCAGCUGGUUUUCAGCUCGAAUGAGGAAAUUAGUAAAAUCUACGAAAAGACAAAUGCAGGAAAUGAACCAGACACAGAAGAUGAACAAGUUUGCUGUGAAGCAUUGGAGGUGAUGACCCUGUGUUUUGCUUUGAUUCCAACAGCACUGGAUGCACUCAGUAAAGAAAAGGCAUGGCAGACAUUUAUCAUUGAUUUGCUAUUGCACUGUCACAGCAAAACUGUUCGUCAGAUGGCACAGGAGCAAUUCUUUUUAAUGGCUACCAGGUGUUGCAUGGGACAGAGACCUCUCCUUUUCUUCAUUACCCUGCUGUUUACUGUCCUAGGGAGUACUGCAAGAGAGCGAGCUAAGCAUUCUGGAGACUACUUCACUCUCUUAAGACAUCUUCUUAACUAUGCUUACAACAGUAGUAUUAAUGUACCCAAUGCUGAAGUUCUUCUCAAUAAUGAAAUUGACUGGCUUAAGAGGAUUAGGGAUGAAGUAAAAAGAACAGGGGAAACGGGUGUCGAAGAAACUAUCUUAGAGGGUCACCUUGGAGUAACAAAAGAGUUGUUAGCAUUCCAGACACCUGAGAAGAAAUACCAUAUUGGUUGUGAAAAAGGAGGUGCUAAUCUCAUUAAAGAGUUGAUAGAUGAUUUCAUCUUUCCAGCAUCUAAUGUUUAUCUACAGUACAUGAGAAAUGGAGAAUUGCCUGCUGAGCAGGCCAUACCAGUCUGUAGUUCACCAGCUACUAUUAACGCUGGGUUUGAGCUACUAGUUGCACUAGCAGUUGGAUGUGUACGAAAUCUCAAACAGAUAGUAGACACGUUGACUGAAAUGUAUUACAUAGGUACAGCAAUCACUACUUGUGAAGCGCUUACAGAAUGGGAAUAUCUACCACCCGUUGGGCCUCGACCACCAAAGGGAUUUGUAGGGCUGAAAAAUGCUGGUGCCACUUGUUACAUGAAUUCUGUCAUUCAGCAGCUGUACAUGAUUCCAGCCAUCAGGAAUGGGAUUCUUGCAAUUGAAGGCACAGGCAGUGAUGUAGAUGAUGACAUGUCUGGGGAUGAAAAGCAGGACAAUGAGAGCAAUGUUGACCCAAGAGAUGAUGUGUUUGGUUAUCCACAUCAGUAUGAAGACAAACCAGCACUGAGUAAAACAGAAGAUAGAAAAGAGUACAAUAUUGGAGUUCUGAGGCAUCUCCAAGUAAUUUUUGGUCAUUUAGCAGCUUCCAGGCUACAGUACUAUGUACCAAGAGGGUUUUGGAAACAAUUUAGACUUUGGGGUGAACCUGUAAAUCUACGUGAACAACAUGAUGCUUUAGAAUUUUUUAAUUCCUUGGUGGACAGUUUAGAUGAAGCUUUAAAAGCUUUGGGCCAUCCAGCAAUGUUAAGUAAAGUUCUAGGGGGGUCAUUUGCUGAUCAGAAGAUUUGUCAAGGAUGCCCACAUCGGUACGAAUGCGAGGAAUCCUUCACAACUCUGAAUGUAGAUAUAAGAAAUCACCAAAACCUUCUUGAUUCUUUGGAACAGUAUGUCAAAGGAGAUUUAUUGGAAGGAGCAAAUGCAUAUCAUUGUGAAAAAUGCAACAAAAAGGUUGAUACAGUGAAACGCUUGUUGAUUAAGAAGUUGCCUCCAGUUCUUGCAAUCCAGUUGAAACGAUUUGAUUAUGACUGGGAAAGGGAAUGUGCAAUCAAGUUCAAUGACUAUUUUGAAUUUCCACGAGAGCUGGACAUGGAGCCUUACACGGUGGCAGGUGUAGCUAAAUUGGAAGGAGAUGAUGUGAAUCCUGAAAAUCAGAUAAUACAAAAUGAACAGUCUGAAAAUGAACACUCUGGGAGCACAAAAUACAGGCUUGUUGGUGUACUUGUACACAGUGGCCAGGCCAGUGGUGGACAUUAUUACUCCUACAUUAUUCAGAGGAAUGGUGGAGAUGGUGAGAAGAAUCGGUGGUAUAAAUUUGAUGAUGGAGAUGUGACAGAGUGUAAAAUGGAUGAUGAUGAAGAAAUGAAAAAUCAGUGUUUUGGUGGAGAGUACAUGGGAGAAGUAUUUGAUCACAUGAUGAAGCGUAUGUCCUACAGACGCCAGAAGAGGUGGUGGAAUGCUUAUAUUCUUUUUUAUGAACGUAUGGACACAAUAGACAAAGACAAUGAACUAAUAAAAUAUAUUUCAGAACUCUCUAUCACCAUUAAACCCCAUCAGAUUAAAAUGCCGUCGGCCAUUGAACGAAGCGUACGGAAGCAGAACGUGCAGUUCAUGCAUAAUCGUAUGCAGUAUAGCCUAGAAUAUUUCCAGUUCAUAAAGAAGUUGCUUACUUGUAACAGUGUCUACUUAAAUCCUCCUCCAGGACAAGAUCAUCUGUUGCCUGAAGCAGAAGAAAUAACUAUGAUUAGUAUUCAGCUCGCUGCUAGAUUUCUCUUCACCACAGGAUUUCAUACGAAGAAAAUAGUCCGUGGCCCUGCUAGUGAUUGGUAUGAUGCGUUAUGCAUCCUUCUUCGUCACAGCAAGAAUGUACGCUUUUGGUUUGCACACAACGUCCUUUUUAAUGUUUCAAACCGCUUCUCUGAGUAUCUUCUGGAAUGCCCUAGUGCAGAAGUGAGGGGUGCAUUUGCAAAACUUAUAGUAUUUAUUGCACAUUUCUCAUUGCAAGACGGACCAUGUCCUUCACCUUUUGCCUCUCCUGGACCUUCCAGUCAGGCUUAUGAUAACUUAAGUUUAAGUGAUCACUUACUGAGAGCGGUACUAAAUCUUCUAAGAAGGGAAGUAUCUGAACAUGGACGCCAUUUGCAACAGUAUUUCAAUCUGUUUGUGAUGUAUGCCAAUUUAGGUGUAGCAGAGAAGACUCAACUUCUGAAACUGAGUGUUCCUGCAACCUUCAUGCUUGUGGCUCUGGAUGAAGGUCCAGGUCCUCCAAUUAAAUACCAGUAUGCUGAACUGGGGAAGCUGUACACUGUUGUGUCGCAACUGAUCCGUUGUUGCAAUGUGUCAUCACGGAUGCAGUCUUCUAUCAAUGGUAAUCCCCCACUUGCCAACCCUUAUGGUGAUCCUAAUUUAUCGCAGCCUAUAAUGGCACUUCAGCAGAACGUAACAGACAUUUUGUUUGUGAGAACUAGUUAUGUGAAGAAAAUUAUUGAAGAUUGCAGCAACUCUGAAGAGACCAUCAAGUUGCUUCGUUUCUGCUGUUGGGAGAAUCCUCAGUUCUCUUCAACUGUCCUCAGUGAGCUUCUUUGGCAGGUUGCAUAUUCAUAUACAUAUGAGCUUCGACCAUAUUUGGAUCUGCUUCUACAAAUCCUUUUAAUUGAGGACUCUUGGCAAACUCACAGGAUUCACAAUGCACUUAAAGGAAUCCCGGAUGACAGGGAUGGGCUGUUUGACACCAUUCAGCGCUCUAAGAACCAUUAUCAGAAAAGAGCUUACCAGUGUAUAAAGUGCAUGGUAGCUCUCUUCAGCAACUGUCCUGUAGCCUACCAGAUCCUUCAGAGCAAUGGGGAUUUGAAGAGAAAAUGGACCUGGGCAGUAGAAUGGCUUGGAGAUGAGCUUGAGCGUAGACCAUACACUGGCAAUCCCCAAUACACCUAUAAUAAUUGGUCUCCACCGAUACAAAGCAAUGAAACAUCAAAUGGCUACUUCCUAGAGAGAUCACACAGUGCUAGAAUGACUCUUGCAAAAGCUUGUGAACUCUGUCCAGAGGAGGAACCAGACGAUCCUGAUGCCCCAGAUGAACAUGAGUCUUCUCCACCUGAAGAUGCCCCACUGUAUCCCCAUUCACCUGGUUCCCAGUAUCAACAGAAUAACCACGUGCAUGGACAGCCAUAUACAGGCCCGGCAGCACAUCAUAUGAACAACCCUCAGCGAACUGGCCAACGAGCACAAGAAAAUUAUGAAGGCAGUGAAGAAGUUUCCCCGCCUCAGACAAAAGAUUAGUGAAAUGCACAUAAUCAAUUAACUUGCUCCAUCAAGACUGUGCACCCAGGCCUUACAGUCCAACCUUUCUCUGUGUCUGGCUAAUAUUUAAAACUAGAAAAACUAUUCCUAAUCAACAUGGAGUGGAGAGUCUAUUCACUGUCUUAUCUGCAGAAAAUUGCUGUCAAUAUAUAACCCGCCUGCAGUGGAAAGUGUAUAGUGUUUUGUAAUAAAUGGCCUGAUGCUAAUGUGUAAAUGGCAAAGGUGUAUAUAGUAUAUUAAUGUUUGACUGUUAAUUCUUGAGCAAGAAACUUUUUUUUUUGUCUUGAUGAGACUCACAGAUCUACAAAAAAAAAAAAAAACCAACAAAAAAAAUAAUUUCUUGAUAUAUCUGCUGCGCUCUGCAACCAGUGUUGCCUGCCUCAUGGCAGUCGGAUCAACUCCUUUACGAAAAAGCCUAUCCAUGUCAACCACAAGAAUAGUUUCAUGUUAAUUCUUUGCCACUGGAGUCGAUUUUACUAUGAGCAACGUAAUGGCUGGUAACCUUUUAAUUAUUUGGUUGAUGUGGAAAAUUGGUGAUGUAACAUUGUUUCUAGAUCUUUUUUCAUUGCCUUUUUCAUUCUGGUAUUAGGUUAAUCACUUUGAAGCUAUAGUUAUGCUGUAACAUUUAGCAUGGCUUCACACCAAGUUAGUGUAGCCAAUGAGGGGGAAAAAAAAAAACGUGACAGCAGUUGUCCCAAUGUGACAACUGCAUUGCUCAGAACUUUUUCUUCUUACACCUAGACUAUAAAAUGGGGAGGGAAAAUGUGACAAACAAGUGGUUUUCAGUUUCACAUAUGUUCCUCACAUCUGAUGUUUGACAGUUCUGUCUCUGGGUGGGAUAAAGAACACUUAGUUUUCAGUAAUAGGAAUUUAAAAGAUUUAAAACAAAUAUGCAAAAAUUUGCUAUGCCAGGAUGCCUGGAGCAUAAUAGACUGUAUUUGGUGUGCUUGUUUUGUUUCUUUGGUAGAGCUUACUAGAUAAACUUCUAACACUUUCCUUCUACUGCAUCCCAGUGAAGUGGAAGUCAACGAAAUCACACAGUACUUGUGAGUGCCACUGCACCAAGUUAACUUGCUGGUUUUCUGCUCGUUCACAGUUCUACUUGAAAGCGAGAAUUGUCUUAGCUCUUUAUCCAUUAUACAGGAAAUCUUAACAUUAGAAGCAGGGUUUAAUUAUAAAAGAAACUACUGGUUAGUCAAAUACAAUUCUGAGGUAUCUCUAUUCCAGAAUAAACAUUUGUUUAAAGACUUAAAGAACCGCAUCAGUAAAUACUGUAUUUAAAUGAAAAUUGGUAACUUGAAUGUGUGUAAUUUUUUUGGAACCUGUCUAAAAACCAAAUACCCCUGCAAAACAGAUACAGCCCACCCUAUACUAUUUAAAUAUUUUGCUGUUUUAUUUUAUAGAAAUUAUUUUGCUGAAUUCACAAAUAGAAUUUGAUUUAAGAAGAAUGUUUUGUCCUGUGGUGUGUGUUGUUUUUUUUGGUUUUGUUUUUUGGCUUUUUUUUAAUGGACUGCACAGAAACGUGAAUUCUGUGCAGUGGCACCAUGCUGAAUUCUGGAACAACAGUCACAUUGAGAUUCUGUGCACGAAAAAAAAAUUGGCCCUUAAGAAUAAAAUAAUCAGGACAAUUACACUGUAAAAGUUUCUUAAUGUGAUUUAUCUUGUACUUUUUGUAUGUUUUUAUAUAUACAUAUAUAUAUAUUUAAUGAGCACAAGCUUGAUGGUGUUUUUUACAAAUGAGUUGAUAGAAACAAAGCUGCUUAUCAAAUUAAAGGUCUGUAGUUUUGAAAUGGACAAAGGAAAAUUCGAUCACAAGUGCAUUCUUAUGCAUUUAGUGUAGCAAAGAAGGGACACGGAAGAUUUUUGAAUAUGCUGUGUUUCAGUGAUCUCCUUUAUGCUUCCGUGUUUUCCCUCGUGCUCAAGUUAAUUCAGAUUUUUUUCACAGUUUUUUAGUAAUACCAUUUUACCUGGACUUAGUAAACCUGGAUGAAGCAUUCCCAUUUAUGUUUGGGAAUGCGUGUUGGAGGUUUUAACUCAAAAGUUCUACCCCCAGUGCUCAAGCUGAAAGCGUUCGUAUUUAUUUGGACCAGUAAUUGUUAAGCUAUCUCAGAGGUCAUUAUUCUGUAUUUUUUACUAAUAGGUAAAAUAUAUAAAGUGCUAGUUCAGCCUUGCCAAAUGUGUUUGCUUUUAAUAGUGCAAUGAUUGUAGAGACACGUCAAACCUGUGACACUUCAAGGCUGGGACUCUUCAGUCAUACACCCCCCAUCCCGUGAAUUGAGAAUGACUGCAGUGGCAGUUGUUUUUCAGGCGGCAAAUGGAGAAUAUUGUGCAUCUUUGUGACUUUGAAGAAGGAUAAGCCUGUAUUGUUUGUUGCAGCUGCUGCUUCUAAAAGGCUAGCUACAGUGAAGAGUGCAACAUUCUCUUCACUCUGGGCAAAACAAGUUUGAAUUGUACUUGAUGAAUAUCGUACAAGUAAAAAGCUUCAUAUGCAUGUUACUGUCACAGCAUUUUGGCAGCAGUCGUUUUCAGGCAAUACGCAGUACCUCAUUGUUGAUGGCACACUUUAAAUACUAGUCCUCAAAGUGCCUAAAGAUUUGAUUCCCCCAUCACUAAUUUCAGUCCUCUCUUCUGUUUAGAACAGUUACUAGGGGAUCUGUGGUCUUCCACAAAAUGAGCCAAUAAAUAGCAAAGCGAUUACUCAUGUUCCUGACAAUGUAAAAUCAAAUACAUGGAAACUGAAAAUUCAUAGGUGGUGCUGUAUGGUGGUUAAUGUGUAGUUUUACUGGGGCAGAAUUUCUCCCUCUUGUACAUUUGGAUUUAGGUUGUUUAGUGACUUAAGUGAGCUUUUAACACUUGCUGCUGUUAGUGUUAAAAAAGAUCGGUACAGCCAUAUAUGAAAGGAAUUCAGUUACUAUUUGUGCAUCCCUACUUGUCCUAAGUUUUGGUCACAGAGUUGGUCACCUACACUUGUGUUACCCCACUGACAACAAUGAGAUUGCACAGGGUUCAGUCAAAGCUUAUUUGCCCUGCAGAACCUACUUCCGUGGUGAUGCACAAGCAGGAAAGGACUCUGCUUGACUUGGAAUUUCUCAGAUUAUUUUGCCUGCUAAUUACCAGCUCUGAAAAUUUAAGUUCUCUGUUUUUCAAGCUAGUGUAUCUUGCUGAAAUUGAGCCAGGAAGAAAUGAAAUUCCACAAUGACAUUUCUAUUAUUUUUUUUUUUUUCUCUGGAGUGAGAUUUGUAGACUACAUGAGAAACUUGUGUACAGUAAAUGCUAUUAUGCCUUUUCAGCCACUUUGUUGUGCCUAGCUUGUGUGUUUUAGUUUAUGUGUCAUGAAAAAGCACUUAAGGUUCCAAAACUUUCUGUAUAUUUCCUAAGUUCCAGGAGAGAAUGACAUCAGCCAUUCUGCCAGACCUAAAAAAGGCAAAAAUUGGCUGCUGUAGCAAUUAACUUCAUUCUUGUUUCAAUCAAUUUUGUCUACCUCUCUGUCUUUUGCCGGAAAUGAAUAGGCUGGUGAACUGUGUCGAGGCAAAGUGGCUCAACAUUUUUGUUGGGCUGUUUCAGUCACUAGCCAUUGAUUGCAGUGAAGCUUUCCAUGCAACGACUUUAGCUUCAGAUGAAAGUUAAAGGCUAACUAUAUAAAUUAGAGGAAGAAGUGGCAUGUUGGUAGAUCUACAGGGUAACCAAUUAAGUGUUUAAAUAUCUUUGUUAAAACUUGUUAGUCCACAUUUGCAUACCCACACUGAAGGCAACUUCACCUCUGUGAUGAAGGGCAUACACCUCAGUUUUGGGGGGUGAGAUGCUGAUGCUGAC